AUGGGUACUUGGAGUCUUGUUGGAGCAAGUAUUGAUCGAUUCUUGUGCAGUAGUCAUUCGGCUACUUAUCGUCAAUGGAGUACAAAUCGAGUGGCAAAACGUUAUGUGAUCGGAAUUUUCAUUUUCUAUGCACUUCUAUUUAUCCAAGUAUUCUAUUGUUUCGAAGCAAGUGUUCCUAAUGUUCCAGUUGCUUGUUAUGGUCGUAAUCUUCCUUGUCGAAUUUUUAAUGAUUGGGUGGCCUUAACAGUCGAUAUUUUAUUGCCUAGCCUUUUUCUAGCCAUUUUUGGUACAUUAACUAUACGUAAUGUUCAAACACGAGUGAUUCAUCCAAUUGUACAUGCAGUUAACUCGGACAAUAGAAACAAUAAUAGACUACCAAUGCGAAACAAAGAACGCAAUCUCACUCGAAUGUUAUUAGUUCAAGUAUUGAUUGUUCUUCCUUUGGAUUUACCAUUUGGAAUAUAUCGUCCAUAUGCUAGUUUAACGUCGGAUGUUCCUAAAAGUGCAUAUCGUGUGGCCGUCGAAAUUUUGACGUAUUCUCUGAUCAUACUUCUUGUCUAUUUCACUCACUCAACAUCCUUUUACUUGUACACACUCACUGGUUCAAUAUAUCGUGAUGCACUAAGACGUAUUGCACGUCGUUGCUUCAAUCGAAUUCAACCAAGACAUUAA
Rotaria sp. Silwood1 is the source of this 672-nucleotide messenger RNA. Lineage: Eukaryota; Metazoa; Rotifera; Eurotatoria; Philodinida; Philodinidae. The record is from the annotation of a GenBank genome assembly.